UGUGUUCCCGGUAAAUUGCACCACAACCUUGUGACCGAGCGAUACGGAGGAGGGAUGUUUUGACUGUGGCCCACAUCGAGUGUGUUCACACAGUACAAUGGUCCAUAAACCGUCAAUCGCAGUCCACUUUCAAACAAGACGUGAUCAACAAUGAGGAAAUCUCCAUCUCAGCAGGAUCUCAAGUGCCCGGAGGAGGAUGCAUCUCCACUAUCUCGCUUCUUCUUCUUGUGGGUUGGAAGCUUGAUACAAAAGGCCAACCAGCAGCCCCUUUCGGAGCAUGACGUAUGGGAUCUGAACGUCAGGGACAAGACAGGAACUGUGGCCCCAGUCUUCGACAGUACUUGGGAGGGGAACUCCCCCAGACACUUCAUCAGAAGAGACUCCAAUAACGAUGUCAAGUCAACCAAGCCUGCCACCUCUUCUCUGGAAGCAAGUGUUCGACACAGAAACAUCAAAGGGAUGCCCCACAGCGAGGAAGAUGCCAACAGAGGAUCACACACCAUUAAUUCAAGUCAGUCUCAGACUCCUCUCCACCCAAAGCCACCACAGAACCACGGUGAAGAAGGACACACACCCGAGGGAAGACCUUCUCUACUCGCUGCCAUCUUGAAGUCAUUCUGGCAAGAACUUCUUCUGGCAGUUGGACUGAAACUGGUGAAGUUUGUUUCCUUAUGGAUAUCAAGUCCGUUUUUACUUUGUCUCCUGAUUGACGUCACAGCAGACCCGGACACCAGCGUCUGGGAGGGUGCGGCCCUGUCUGUCACCAUGGUUACAGUCAUGAUAAUAGGGACUAUCAUUGACGAACAGUCUUCAUAUUUGAGAUACAGGAACAACAUGCAUAUAGAAUCAGCUCUCAAAAAUGCAAUUUUCAAAAAGGCAAUAAAUCUUCAUACAAGUGCCAGGAAGCUCUAUUCCAUGGGCCACAUGACGAACUUGGUGUCAGGGGAUGUUGGGACUAUUGCUAGCAAAUUCUCCAACAUUAUCUUCAUCAUGUUCACACCUGUCCACAUCGUUGUCAUCUUCCUACAACUGUUCGCCCUCCUUGGUCCUGCAGCAGGGCUCGGUUUUCUCGUCAUCCUAAUCCUUGUGCCCAUCAACAUGCAUAUAUCAGACAAAAUCACCGAACUUUUCGCGAAGAACGCCCAAAACAAAGAUGAGAAAAUGAAACUCCUCAACGAGGUCUUGACUGGGAUGAAGGUGCUGAAACUCAAUGCCUGGGAGCCAUGUUUCGGGGCCAAGUUGUCCGCCUGUCGGGACAGGGAGAUGGAUGUCCUGACACGCAUGACGUAUUACAGAGCCCUGCAUAUCUUCAGCUGGAACACUGCGCCCUAUCUGAUUUCAGUGGUGAUAUUCACGGGGUAUUUUCUCCUAAACGAAGACCCAGCCUUUACAGCCAGGACAGCAUUUGCCGUCAUAUCUGCACUCAAUUUUCUUCGUUUUGCCAUUAACCAGGCCCCGGAUAUAAUGAAUGAUAUUAACAGUAUUAAACUUUCAAUAAAAAGAAUAGAAACAUUCUUGUGUGAGAGCGAUUUCCAGUCAGUCAGCGGUGGAGAUCCAGAAUCACACGAUGCAGCAAUUGAAAUUACAAAUGGCACGUUUACCUGGGAUUCCAGUACAGCACAAACGUUAAGCAAUAUAAACCUGAGCAUCCCUGAGAGCAGCCUGGUGGCCGUGGUGGGACAUGUAGGGGCAGGGAAAUCUUCACUUGUAGCAGCAGUCCUGGGUGAGAUCCAGAAGGUUAAAGGUCAUCUCAGCGUCCAAGGUCGUGUUGCCUAUGUGUCCCAACAAGCCUGGAUCCAGAACGACACCUUGCAGAACAACAUCUUGUUCGGGAAACCCAUGGACAGUCAUCAGUAUAAAACAGUGAUCCAGGCCUGUGCUCUGCAGCCUGACAUAGAUAUGCUGUCUGCUGGUGAUCUAACGGAGAUCGGAGAAAGGGGUAUCAACUUGAGUGGAGGACAGAAGCAGAGAGUGUCUCUAGCUAGAGCUGUCUACAAUGAUGCUGACAUCUAUCUGCUGGAUGAUCCACUCAGUGCUGUUGACAGUCACGUGGGGAAACAUAUAUUUGAGAAAGUGAUCAAAGGGAUCCUUAGGAAUAAAGUCGUGGUGUUGGUAACCCACAACCUGCGUUACCUGCCUGACGUUGACAACAUCAUCGUCAUGGAGGACGGCACAGUAGCAGAGACGGGGUCGUUCCGCGACCUCCUCAACAGUGACGGUGUGUUUACACGUGUGCUGCGAUCCUACAUGGCGGAUUAUGAAGACAACCCAACAUGUUUUGAAGAUUUUGAAUCAGAAGAUAUCAAUCUAGAUUCAGACCUAAAAUCAAAGUUGAGAAGAUUGGACAGCACAGGGUCAUCUGAAAACCAACAGUUCAGACGCCAGGCGUCCAAGGUGUCCAGACAGAACUCAAGCCAUCUGUCAACCUCGUCUGAAGACAAACCAGAGACUGAAGGUCGUUAUGUUAAGGAGGAAGAAGUCUCGGACCCAGAUGCCAAGGAAAAGUGGUCAAUGCUUCUCAAGUACAUCUCCGCUUACGGCGAGUGGAACUUGCUGUUUCUUCUGGUGUUUUAUGCCAUGUACUACAUCACAUGGGUGGGGGCCAACCUGAUGCUGGUCAAGUGGACAAAUGACCCACGUCUCCAACACGUCAACGACAGUAACACCAGUGACGUUGUAUGGAAGACAAACAUGAUCUACUUCAGCAUCUACAGCUCUCUAGGAGUUGCAUUGUCCGUGUUUAUUCUUCUCUACUCCUACAUGAUGUCUCGUGGCGUCGUGCGUGCCUCCAAAGAACUCCACAGCAAGAUGCUGACGAAUAUUCUCAAGUCACCGAUGGAAUUCUUCGACACAACUCCAGUUGGAAGAAUAACCAAUCGUUUCUCCCACGACAUGAAGGUCAUAGACGACGAGAUGCCAAUGUGUAUGGAGUACUGGCUUGACGGCGUUGUCAACGUUGUGACGUCAAUGCUCGUUGUGGUGUACAGCACGCCACAGACGGUGUUAGUGCUCAUCCCUGUCUUGUACGUCUACAGAACAUUACAUAAUUGUUUCAACACUGCUAAAAACCGACUCAGUAGAUUAUCAGUGAAGGCAAAGUCUCCGAUGGAGAGCCACUUCACUGAAUCCGUAAUGGGUUCAGAGAUCAUCCGUGCCUUUGGUGACCAACAGAGGUUUGCUGGGAAGAUGCAAGAUACCAUUGAUCAUUAUCACAAAAUGAGAAUGUGUGGGAGAGUCGCUUUCAGAUGGAUUGGGAUCCAGAUGAUUGGUGUUGGCAAUGCAGUGUGUGGAGCCUCCUGUCUCCUGAGGAGUUUCACGAAAGGAUCAGCAUCAGCAGCCCUGAUGGGUCUGGGAAGUACAUUCUCAUUACAGUUGCAAGGGGAUAUGAAAUGGCUAAUGACCUUACAGAGCGACCUGGAAACCAAUUUGAUAUCCAUGGAGAGAAUAGCACAGUACAUCCACAAUCCGAAUGAGGCAUCAUGGAGGAAGGACUCUUCUCAGCUUCCACGGAACUGGCCAGCAAGAGGUAGAGUGGAGUUUCACAACUACAGUCUCCGAUACCGUCAGGACACGGGCCUGGUGCUGAGGAACAUCUCAUUUACUGUACAUGGAGGGGAGAAGAUCGGUGUUGUCGGCAGGACAGGUGCGGGUAAAUCCUCCCUGAUGCUCUCCCUUUUCCGCUUGGUGGAGCCAGCAGAGGGCGCUAUUGUGAUAGACGGAGUAGAUAUUGCUGACAUAGGACUUCAUGAUGUCAGAGAGAAACUGGCUAUCAUACCACAGGACCCUGUGUUGUUCACGGGUCCGUUGAGGAUGAAUCUUGACCCCCAGGACUUGUACACAGACCAGGACAUAUGGGAGGCUUUGGACCACACCCACAUCCGCCAGUUUGUGGAGUCCUUGCCUGGCCUAUUGCAGAGUGACUGUGGAGAGGGCGGAAACAACUUCAGUGUCGGACAACGUCAACUUUUCUGUAUGACCAGAACACUCUUGAAGAAGUCCAACAUUCUUGUUCUGGACGAAGCUACAGCUGCUGUUGACAUGGAAACAGAUGACCUGAUCCAGCAGACCAUCAGGUCAGAGUUCAAGGACUGCACCGUGCUGACCAUCGCCCACAGACUCAACACCAUCAUGGACUACGACAGGAUCCUGGUCCUUGACAACGGCUGUGUGUGUGAGUUUGACACACCCUCCUCCCUGCUACAACAGCCCGACAGCAUCUUCUACAACAUGGCCAAAGCUGCUCGCUUGACCUCAUAGAAUUCAGAGAUUUUUCAGAAUUAUAUAUGUAUAUUUUUGCAAACAAUACCGUUAAUCUGCCAGUGUUUGACACGUUAGUUCUUACAGCAUUCCAUAAAUUAUCUCCGGCUAUGUGAUUUAUUGUAUAUAAAUACUUUUAAAAAGGAAAUUCAUUUUGACAUGAUUUUAUUCCUGAUUUUUAAUUCUGGUCGCUGCAAAUUGAAAAUCUUAAAGGCACAGUGUAACGUUUCAUUAAUUCAUUCGAACUUUUUAUUCAAUAUUGUAAUCUAAAUACGUAAUUUAUUUGCUAAAUAAAUAAUAUGAUAGCUUCCCCGAGGGCUGAUAAUUACUAUUAUUGAGAGAAAUGCAUUAUAUAUUUUUAGAGAAGUUUGGUGUGAUAUAGUGCCUUUAACAUAAGUUGAGGGCUCGUCCUAGUUUUGUUGUAAAUUCUUAGUCUUGUAGCACAAAUAAUAACCAGAGCUGAUAUUAUAAUUAUAAGUGUGUAAUUACAAUCUACCAUCGUCGCUUUGCUGGAUAUUAAUGAAAUGAAUAUAUGUUAUGCUUUUAUGUAGAGUGUUCGGCUAAAAUGCCUUGAGUCUCCAAAUGAAGAGGAAAUAAGGGUUUUGUAGGAAUCAGAAGUGAAACAACAUUCAGACAUGUUGGCUUUGCUUAGUGCUGAGACUUCUUGCUAAACUAUCGAUGAUAAACUUAUGUUUCUCUGAGCAGAGUCUCAUGUAACAUGUACGUUUAGUUUCGUAUACUCUUUGAUUGAUUAAGGAGGUUUGGGUGAAUUAGUGUAUGUGUCGAUGUUGGUUGCCAUAUGUUGACUAUGUUUAAUAAAAUGCAUCAAAGUUUAUCUUUCAUACAAAGCGUCAAGAGAAAAGGUGUGCACACACAAUAUCCUCAGAAGUCAUGUACUGAAUCAGAGUUGAAAUAAGACGUGAAUAUGCAGCGUGAAUGUGUUUGCUUAACAUGUAUCGCCAGAAAUUAUAAUACCUAUAUUGAUUAAAAUAAUGUGAUACAUUAA
Molecule: messenger RNA, 5263 nt
Organism: Haliotis rubra (blacklip abalone)
Lineage: Eukaryota; Metazoa; Mollusca; Gastropoda; Lepetellida; Haliotidae
Product: multidrug resistance-associated protein 1-like
Exons: 26
Coding region: 151-4257 (1368 amino acids)
Biological process (GO): transmembrane transport
Cellular component (GO): membrane
Molecular function (GO): ATP hydrolysis activity; ATP binding; ABC-type transporter activity
Source: RefSeq, a predicted model, not a curated record